This is a messenger RNA of Musa acuminata AAA Group (dessert banana), 3223 nucleotides long. RefSeq lists its product as uncharacterized. Lineage: Eukaryota; Viridiplantae; Streptophyta; Magnoliopsida; Zingiberales; Musaceae. The record is from RefSeq and is a predicted model, not a curated record. The transcript has 10 exons. Bases 400 to 2841 code for a protein of 813 amino acids. Gene Ontology annotation, cellular component: chloroplast outer membrane. Gene Ontology annotation, biological process: chloroplast organization.
CUUCUACGCGUUCCAAAUCCCAUUAACUUAAUCCCCUACCAACUGCAGUAAGUGCCCAAAAUAGGAGCCCUACUGUGCCGGCCGCUCCUUUCGAACCACCGCGCGACCUAUCCGCACAGUUUGUUCUCCCUCCUUUAUGUCCUUAUGGACGAGGCCGGGCGACGGCUCCGUGCACACGGCACGUCCGCGGCCUUCUCCCCCGUUCCUCCUCCUCCUCAUCUCUCUCUCGUCUUCUCUCGCCUUCCGGAAGAGCGCGCUUCGUCACGCUCAAAGACGUCAUUAUUCCACUCCGUCCGCCUUUGUUCUUGGAUCUGGAUACGACGGGCGGCGGUUCGGGCCCAGAGAUGGUCGACGAAAUUGGCCCGGCAUUGUAAGGAGUAGAGACGGGAAGUGUUCGUCAUGCAGCCUGCCGUCAUCGACCAUGCCGUGCCGGCGCUGUCGGUCCUCCACCGCCGUCCCGCGCAGGGGAAGGUCCUGCAAAAGGGAUUGGCAAGGGUGGUGACGGCCAAGAAGGAGGUCGGUGGAGUUAAAAGCGACUCUGAACUCGUGGGAACCCUGAAGAGCAAGAUCUUGAGGUUGAGGCACAACCUCGACCUGCCUCAUCCGAAUGCGUCGCUGACAUUACAUGAGUUGUUAUUGGCCACUUUAGAGGAUCUGCAAAAAUUGUAUGACAAGUGUAUGACAUCCAUUCGGAUCUCUAAUUGUGAUCGCGAAUCUCUAACACAGGUAUUAUUGCAGUUCUACAAGGUACUCAAACUUGCUGGAGAUUUAUGGGUCGAAAAAUGUCGCGAGUCAGACAAGAUCACAUUUGAGGAGGCAGAUGUAGAAGAUUUAAAGUUUGAGCAACUUGGUGUGGUAGUCCUCAACAUGCUUGAUCGCAUGAACAUACAUAUAAAAGAAAUGUUUGAUCUUAUGAAGAAGGAUUCAGCUAGUACCUUGAAAUCAGAGGAAGAUCUCAUCAAGCCUGACCAUUGUGACAAGCCACAAUCACCAACUUCAGUGCUACCGGAACCAUCAGAAGUGAACCCAAAUCUCAAGGGAAGCCAAAAUAUUGCCUACCUGCCACCUCUUCUCCAUCCUCUACGGCUUCAGGCUGUUGGAAAGUUACAACCUCUGGGUUUGAAGAGGCUUUCCUUCCAUCUUUUCCCUUUAGUAUUAGAUCACAGAUCCAAGGCUGUGACUCAAACAGAAAACAUAACUGAUGAGCUUGAGCUAGAUUCACUAGAUGCUACCAUGGUUCUGAAGCCAAUAUCAUAUGCUGAGAUUGGAAGUGAUGGUCAUGCUGAUGGAAGUGAAACUUAUGAAGAUGCAACACUUGUCUCGACACCACCAGCCUCAUCAUCUCUACCAUCCGACAUGUUUGAGUCUUCUACACCAGGUACACUUCGACCAACUUGUACAGGGCAAGUCUCACAUGCUGUUAACAUUAACUGGGAUGAGGAUGAUAGUAGCAAGACUUCUGAUUCCACUAUUUUGGUCCCCCCAACUCUGCCAAUCUUACGCCUGAGAGCAACACAUUUAUCGCCAACUCCUGCACCACCUCCUUCGCCUAUGGUUUUAACUGGAAUACCAUGGUUCUUUGGUUCACCUAGACAUUCUGGAAUGGAGAUGGAACCGGUUGCAUAUGCUAUGGCCAUAGAUGAUAGUGAUCAUGUCUGUACUUGUGAACCUUCUGAAACAUCCUUGUUUGUCUCACCACAAUCAUCCUCAGCAGCAAGUGCACCAAAAAUUCAAACCUCAUUUUCUCCACCACUAUCACCAGUGCAACUUAAAAAAGAACCUGCACCUUCUCCACAACUAUCAUCCUCUCCCUCGCUGCUCAGCAAGUCUGCACCAGUCCCUCCACCACUCUCUCCACCUAGAGGUUGUGUGUUGUCAGCAUCCCCAUCUCCACCAUGUGCAUCAUCAAAUCAACUGCCAUCCUUGCCAUCUCCAAAAGGAUCUGCACCACCACCACCACCUCCACUGAGUGUGGCAAAAGCAAUCAAUGCAAAGAAAACUAGUACCAAACUGAAAAGAUCUACGCAAAUGGGAAGUUUAUACAGGCUUCUAAAAGGAAAGGUGGAGGGCUGUAGUUUGGAUGGCAAAGCAUCCAAUGGGAGGAAAAGUCAGACUGGAAACUACUCUGAUGGUAAAAAGUCUCAGGGCAUGGCUGAUGCAUUAGCUGAGAUGACAAAGAGAUCAGCCUACUUUCGGCAAAUUGAAGAAGAUGUUGAAAAGCAUUCUGCAUCUAUUAUGGAGCUGAGAUCCUCGAUUAAUUCCUUUGAGACCAAGGACAUGAAGGAUCUGUUAAAAUUUCACCAGCAUGUGGAACAACAACUUGAAAACCUGACUGAUGAAACACAGGUUCUGGCUAGGUUUGGAGGCUUUCCCUCGAAGAAAUUGGAGACCAUAAGGAUGGCAGCAGCUCUAUAUAUGAAGCUGGAUUCAGUGGUCACUACAUUAAAGGGAUGGAGUUUAGCUGCUCCUAUUGCCCAGCAGCUUCCCAAGGUCGAAUGCUACUUCAACAAGAUCAAGGAAGCAAUGGAAGUGAUAGAACGCAACAAAGAAGAAGAUUCCAAACGAUUCAAAAACCACAAAAUAGAGUUUGACUUCACCGUCCUCGUAAGGAUCAAGGAAGGCAUGGUUGAUUUAUCAUCGGAUUGCAUAGAAAUGGCGCUCAAGGAGACGAGGGAAAUGGGUGGAGAAACCAAGUCCAAAUCUAAUGGCCUCUCCACGAUGCUGUGGAGGGCUUUUCAGCUGGCAUUUCGAGUCUACAACUUCGCCGGAGGACAAGAUGAUCGAGCGGAUAGGUUGGCCAAGGACUUAGCUCGUGAGAUUGAAACCUGUCCUCGAUUUUGACCUCUGCAAUCCAUAGACAUCACCCAAUAAUUAGAGUCUGAUAUAUAUAUACAUAUGUUGCGUUGGAGGAUGCCAACAUAGUAACUUCCUUGGCUCUGUGACACCCAGAUGAGAACAUAUAAUUUCUACUAGUGUUUCUUUCUUUGAACGCCACGAUUAAGGAGUCAUCUUAGUUGCAAUUCUAUGAUUCCUUGGCCAACCUACCCGUGUGUAAGUUUGCAGGGGACAUGUCCAAAGAGAUUUCUAUAUCAUGUCACUCUAUGGUUUUGUAUUGUGGUGCUUGAUGUAAAUUGCUGCAUAUUUCUAGGAAACAUGAAUCAAUUUAAGUGAUAGAAUGUGGAUGAAGAUGAAAGCAAACAAAUAUAGUCUUUAUUUUCAGUCA